GAAUCGACGAGAGCUGCAAACAGAUCUUGAAAUUCUUCUUCUUCUCCUUCUUCUUCUUCAUCUUAAUCAACAAAAUCAGAGAUUUUGUCUCCGUUUUUCAAUUAUUAUUAAUUAACAGAAACCGCUAGAUCUGUUUUCAGGAAAUAAAUUGAGAUCGUGAUUUAUGUGGGAAGAUUGAUUUAGUGAUUAUUCUGUUAGAUUGAUUGGUUGAUAUUGAUAUAGUUUGAUCUCGAGAUCCUUAUUCAUCUCUUAAGCAGGCCAAAGAUGGUAGUUGCAAAGUUCAAAUUUUGCAAUCAGACCGUCUCGCAUUCUGUUUCAGGAUCAACUACUUUCAGGGAGAUGAUAAGUGUGGUGAAACAAAAGUGGCCUUAUGUUCCUGAAGACCUCAUACUUUUUGGUUACACUGUAGAUGGGAUUUCAAAUGUCAUCAAUCACGAUUUGGAUUUGAGGUUUUUCAUUCACUACUGCAGCUCACAAGGGAUUGACUUGUUGAAGUUUGUAAUCCAGUUAAGGACUUGUGUUGAUUCUAUUUCUUCAUCAUCUUCUUCUGAUCCUGCUCCUGCUUCUUCGUCAUCAUCAAGUUGUAUUUCAAACGAUGAAGUAGUUAUUUUGGAAGACGUCACUGAUGAUGCGUGUUUGAUCAAAAAGGUCCCAAAGAAGUCUGAUGCUUGGGUCAACAUCUUAACUUGAGUAGGGAAGUUGUUUGAAGGUGGUAUUGCUGAAGUUAAGGACUCUGUUACAAAGUAUGAAAUAUGUAGUGGUUGCAAAUACAUAAUAGUUAAGAGUUACCUUGAACGAUACACUAUGGAGCGCAAGUUCAAAGAGAAGGAAAAUUGUCGCUGGAGGUUUCACGCCUCUCUCCUCGUCAAAUAAAAUGGUGUAUUUCAUUGCAAGAGAUAUAUUGCAGAGCAUUCAUGUAGUUUAGCUUAUUCAGAUUCAUCAAAAGUUAGGAUGAGAAAAUCGUUUAUGAAGAAUAAAUUGUCAGAUGAUUUACGAGCAUCGAAGAAGAAGAAGAAGAUUGCUUCUGACGUUAUAGAUUUACUCCGAAUGGAAUAUGGAUUGGACCUCACGUAUAGUCAGGCAUACCACGGUUUACAAUUCACCAAGAAAUUUCUUUGGGGUGAUGACGUCAAGUCCUGUUCAGACUUUGUUUGGUAUAAAGAUGCCAUUGAACAGUACAAUCCCGGAAGUGUUGUCAAUUUUGAGUAUGAUAGUGUGACGCGUCGGUUCAAAAGGUUUUUCGUUGCUUUUGAAGCUUCCAUAACUGGUUUCAACAAUUACUACCAUCCAAUGCUAUUUAUCGAUUGUACCUUUCUCACUGGGAAGUUCAAAGGUGGUCUUAUGGUUGCUUGCGGAAAAACUGGUAACCAAGAGAUCUAUCCAGUUGCAUUUGGAAUUGCUCCUUGUGAAAAUUGUGAGAGUUGGCAAUGGUUCUUAACCAAUUUGAAGGGUAUUAUUCGUGAAAAUCGUCCACUGACCAUCAUAUCAUAUCGUGGAAUCGUCCUUUUGAAGCAUGUGCCUGAAAUCUUCCCAAAUGCUUUCCAUUCUUUCUGUUUGUACCAUAUGAAAGGAAAUAUUCCGGUUCCAAAGUGCAGGAGUAGAUAAACUGCACUGAAGUUAUUCGAAGAGUGCUACACUGUAUUAACAAAGGAAAUUUUUUAUACUGCUGCGAAGAGUAUGAGUAUCUAAAGUUGGAUUCAGUGAUUUCUUGGAUGAUGAAGAUUCCAUUCGAGAAUUGGGAUGCUCAUGCAUUUCUAGGAGAAAGGUGGGGUGAGAACACAUCUAAUAUUGUUGAGAGUUUUAACAACGUUAUUAAGCAUGAUAAUCCGCUUCCAAUACUUGAGCUUGUCGAUGUUAUUCGUGCUAAGGUAAUGGUGCAGAAUUACAAGAGGUUAUUGGAGUCUAACAAGUGGACUAUAAGGCUUACUCCUCGUAUGCAAGCUAGGUUUAACAAGAGGAUAACCGACUGCCGUUCAUACAAGUUCGGAGAUCAAGUGAUAAAGUAUUUGAGAUCAUUUAUCCAACAAGAAAGCAUACUGUCGACUUGGAUUCUAGAACUUGCAGCUGCAAAUGGUGGCAAAAACAUAGUUUUCCUUGCACUCAUGCAAUAAAAGCAAUGUUGCAGAUUGGAAAUGAUGAACCGUACAACUACAUUAGCCCUUACUAUAAUUUUUACUACUAUCGAAUGUUGUACUUUCGACCCAUAUAUCCUAUUUUGGACUCUGAGAAGCCACCUGGAAUUAAUGAAAAGGGGUAUGUUUUGCCUCCCAGUGGUGGUUGAGAACAAGGUGGAAGGCCUAAAUGUGUUAGGUAUAGGGGUUCUCGUGAAAAGGCGCGCAAGAAGAGGAAGUGUGGCCAAUUUUGGAUGCUCACCUUUCACAACCGUUGAACAUGUCGCAGAGCUCCUUUGGCUCCUCGUGCACCAACGUUUCGCAAGGAGUCUCAUUCCAGGAUUAUCAACUUCUUGAAGAGGAUGUUGUUCUGAAGUUUUUGUGGUGUUUUCAUAUUCUGACCAACUUGUUUUAGGUUUCUUACUAGUUGGGUGUUUCUUUUUGUUUUUUUAUGUUUUUUUUGGUUUGCACUUGUUUUUUUUUAAUGACAUACAUUGUUAUAUGUUGCUAUGAAUUUUAUUCUUUUGUUUCUUAA
Messenger RNA from Papaver somniferum (opium poppy), 2646 nucleotides. RefSeq lists its product as uncharacterized. The record is from RefSeq and is a predicted model, not a curated record. Lineage: Eukaryota; Viridiplantae; Streptophyta; Magnoliopsida; Ranunculales; Papaveraceae. The transcript has 4 exons. The coding region runs from base 952 to 1605 and encodes 217 amino acids.